Molecule: messenger RNA, 2637 nt
Organism: Pyrgilauda ruficollis (rufous-necked snowfinch)
Lineage: Eukaryota; Metazoa; Chordata; Aves; Passeriformes; Passeridae
Gene: CORO2B
Product: coronin 2B
Exons: 14
Coding region: 164-1639 (491 amino acids)
Biological process (GO): actin filament organization
Molecular function (GO): actin filament binding
Source: RefSeq, a predicted model, not a curated record
CGGCUCGUUCCCCGUCUCCUCCGGCGCUCCUCGCUCCGCCGGCCGCGCCAGCCGCAUGCCCGUCCCGAGGCUCCUGGAGCAGCCCUGAUUCCCUGAGCUCCGUGUCCAUCCCGGGCAAUCCCAAGGCGCCCGACCAGCCCGGGGCCGAGCAGGGCAGAGCUCCAUGAGGGACCUGCACAAGUCUGAGGUGCUGGGGAGCAAGCGCGGCCUGAUGUCAUGGCGGCCGCAGUACCGCAGCUCCAAGUUCCGGAAUGUUUACGGGAAGGCGGCGAGCCGGGAGCACUGCUUCGACGGAAUUCCCAUCACCAAGAACGUCCACGACAACCAUUUCUGCGCCGUCAACGCGCGCUUCCUCGCCAUCGUCACCGAGAGCGCCGGCGGCGGCUCCUUCCUCGUCAUCCCGCUGGAGCAGACCGGCCGGAUCGAGCCGAACUAUCCCAAAGUUUGUGGUCACCAGGGAAACGUGCUGGACAUCAAGUGGAACCCCUUCAUUGAUAACAUCAUCGCCUCCUGCUCUGAGGACACCUCGGUGCGGAUCUGGGAGAUUCCGGAGGGUGGACUGAAGCGGAACAUGACGGAGGCGGUGCUGGAGCUGUACGGACACAGCCGCCGCGUCGGGCUCGUGGAGUGGCACCCGACCACCAACAACAUCCUCUUCAGCGCCGGCUACGACUACAAGGUGCUGAUCUGGAACCUGGACAUCGGCGAGCCGGUGAAGAUGAUCGACUGCCACACGGACGUGAUCCUCUGCAUGUCCUUCAACACCGACGGCAGCCUCCUGGCCACCACCUGCAAGGACAAGAAGCUGCGCGUGGUGGAGCCGCGCUCCGGGAGGGUCCUGCAGGAGGCCAGCUGCAAGAACCACCGUGUCAACCGCGUGGUUUUCCUGGGAAGCACCAAACGGCUUCUGACCACGGGAGUGUCCCGCUGGAACACCCGGCAGAUCGCUCUCUGGGACCAGGAAGAUUUAUCCAUGCCUUUGAUCGAGGAGGAGAUCGAUGGGCUCUCGGGGCUCCUCUUCCCGUUCUACGAUGCUGACACCCACAUGCUGUACCUGGCUGGGAAGGGUGAUGGCAACAUCCGGUAUUACGAGAUUGGCUCGGAAAAGCCCUACCUGAGUUAUCUCAUGGAAUUCCGCUCGCCAGCUCCGCAGAAAGGACUGGGGGUGAUGCCGAAGCAUGGCCUGGACGUCUCUGCCUGCGAAGUUUUCCGUUUCUACAAACUCAUCACCCUCAAGGGGCUCAUCGAGCCCAUCUCCAUGAUCGUCCCGAGGCGGUCGGAAACAUACCAGGAAGACAUUUAUCCCAUGACUCCAGGGACGGAGCCAGCCCUGACCCCGGACGAGUGGCUCAGUGGGGUCAACAGAGAUCCCAUCCUGGUGUCACUGAAGGAGGGAUACAAGAGGAAUUCCAAGAUUGUCUUCAAGGCGCCGGUGAGGGAGAAGAAAAGCGUGGUGGUCAACGGGAUCGACCUCCUGGAGAACGUCCCGCCCCGCACGGAGAACGAGCUGCUCCGGAUGUUCUUCCGGCAGCAGGAUGAGAUCCGGCGGCUGAAGGACGAGCUCUCGCAGAAGGACAUUCGGAUCCGGCAGCUGCAGCUGGAAUUAAAGAACUUCCGGAACAGUCCCAAGAACAAUUGACUCCAGGGACAUUUUCUAAAGAAAUUCCUUUGUUUCUACUCCUGAGUUCCUUGGAUCCACUCACCCAGAACACAAUUCCGGAGUCCGCGGCUGCCGAGAGCCUGGAAUCACGUCCUGCGUGUCUUGUCCGGCACUAAUCCCGCUCUAACCUGAUUCCUGGGAAAGCCUGGAGGCUCCCAGUAAGUCGGAGCCGUGUCCUGUCCGUUGGGAUGAGCCAGCCCGGGGCAGAUUCCCGGGAAAGUGCGAAGCUUCCUUGCUAUUAAUUUUUUUUCCUAUGCAAAAAUGUGACAGUGGGAGCGGAACUGGAAAAGGGGCGGGAAGUGGGAAGGGCUUGAUCGUCAAAGGGGGUUUCCGUGUGGGAAUCCGGGAUCCUUCCCGUGCUGGGAAGCUGGGAUCAUUCCCAUGGGAGCAGGACAAGAUCCUUGCUGUGGUGGGAAACUGGAUCAUUUCCACGGUGGGAUUCCGGGAUCCUUCCCGUGAUCCUUUCCCAUGUUGGGUGCCCAAGACUUUUCCCACAGUGGGAUCCCGGGAUCCUUGCUGUGGUGGGAACCUGGGUUCUUCCCGCAGCUGGAGCCUGGGAUCUGUCCCAGGAUCCUUUCCCAUGGUGGGAAACUGGGAUCCUUCCCAUGGUGGGGAACUGGGAUCAUUCCCUUGGUGGAAAUUUGGGAUCCUUCCCGUGGUGGGAUCCUGGGAUAUUCCUGGGGGUGCUGCCCCAUGGAUGGAGCCCAAGGAAUGGAUCCUGAGGAUGGAUCCCGAGGGAUGCACCUGGAGCUUGCCAGGCUCAGCACUUUGGACAAUCCCAGGAUUGACGGGAUUUGCCCGGAGCACAGGGAAUGGCACCAAAUCCCAUUGGUUUUUCCUGGAGAUCCCAAUUCCCACUGAAUCCAAGCUGCUGGAGUUCCCGGCGUUCCCAGCGUGGGUCUGUCCCGUCCGUGUCCCGCGUUCCCUGCUGCGUUCCAUGUGCUGUCAUUCCCGAUUAUUUAUGCUCCCACGGGAUA